AUGCCCGAUCCUAACGAAGUCACACCAGAUGAAUCGGGACACUCAAACAAGCAAAACUUGGCCACUUGCACAAAAUGUGGGCUAGUAAUAGUCGGCCAGUUUGUAAGAGCGUUAGGUGGAACUUUUCAUUUGGAUUGCUUCAAAUGCCAGGAUUGUGGAGAAAUAGUAGCUGCCAAGUUUUUCCCAAUAGACGAUGCAGAUGGUAAACUGCACCCUCUUUGUGAGAGAGACUAUUUCCGUCGGUUGAACCUCAUCUGUGAAAAGUGUGGCGGUGCUCUUCGUGGCUCAUAUAUCACAGCCCUUGAAAAGAAAUAUCAUAUUGAACAUUUCACCUGUUCGGUUUGCCCAACAGUGUUUGGUCCCCAAGAUUCUUAUUAUGAACAUGACGGACAAGUUUACUGUCAUUAUCAUUAUUCAACAAGAUUUGCCGUGAAAUGUACCGGUUGUCAGGCUGCUAUAUUAAAACAAUUUGUCGAAAUCAAUCGUAACAGCAUAGAUGAGCAUUGGCAUCCCGAAUGUUAUAUGAUUCAUAAGUUUUGGAAUGUAAAAUUAUCAUCUCAUUCUGAUGACAACCCACAUAAUAAAUUCGAAAGAGAAUCUAACACGCCGGAAGAAUUGAAAAAACAGCAAAAAGCUAUGGAAGAAAAAGUCUACAAUAUAUGGACCGUUCUUUCUGCAUUUGAGGAAUCGUCUGCUUCUUGCAUUUCAGACAUGCUUCUGCAUGUCUCAAAUGGCGCGUAUAUUGAUGGUGUAAAAAUGGCUGAGAAGUUUAUAAUGCACGUGGAAAUUUUAUUUAUCGCCAUUGACGAAUUAGAAUUUCAGUUGACUCAAGCUAGUGGACAAGGACUUCAACAUAAUAGAGAAGCAAAAAUGCUCUGCAAAAAAAUAGUAAACUUCUUUACACUAUUGUCACACACGCAGGAAACGGGUGUAAGACAACUGGGAAUUACCCAAGAAUUAUUAUCGUUAGUGACAGGUUUAGCACAUUAUUUAAAAGUUUUGAUUAGAAUUGCGCUGACAGGAGCUCUAAAAUUGGAAAGAGAUUAUAAUAAUACAACAGCAAUCAGUAAAUUCUUGAAUAAAUUAGUUGAACUAGCGAAUAAUGAUGGUCGGCAGCAACAAGAAUCUCAUAUGGACGCUGAAGUAACUUCAGACCUUUGUCAUGCAUGUAGAAUUACCGUUGAAGAGGAAUGCUUCAAAUUUGGACAUCAUCGUUGGCACAAUGGUUGUCUUCGAUGUUCCAAGAAUGGGUGUGGGCGUGAAUUAAGUUCAAUUUAUUCCGAGGCUAGAUUUAAUAAUAUGGAGGAGUUAGCAUUCUGUACAAAUUGCGCUACUGAGCCGUCGACGACCGGAUUUGAACGUGUUACGCAACUUGGUCAAUAUACUUAUUUAUUGCGAGUGGCGUUAUCACGUCUUUAUAAUUUACUUCGUCGUAAAGAUGAACUUGGACUUGGUCGUAAAGAUUCACGAUCAAAAUCAUAUUCGAGUGGAGACAAUGGAUUCGAAUCAAUAAACAUGAGUGAUCUAAAACGUAUGAAAUCUGUACAUAUGGAUAGACAAUUAUCCACAUCAGCAAAAUACGCAAAAAGAUCACGUGUCGUAGAACAAGAUGCAAGUCCUCUACCGAAUCCUUCUGGAUUUGAUGUAUCACGAAAUAAUAAUCUAAUAAGAGCACCUUCGCAACGUCAAGUGAAAAUCAUAGAAGAUAAAACACAGGAUCAUCACGAAGAGGACACUAUUAAUUUUGAAAAUAAUGAAAAUGAGCCUAUCACUUUAGCUACUUUAGCGAAUAUUUCGAUGAUGACCACGACCGCACAAGGGCAAACCGCCGCGGAAAAAUUACAUCUUAAAAAACAAAAACGAUUAUCAAGAACAAAAAAUUAUUUGUCUGAAUUAUCUCCAAUAGAAAUUUUAAUCGUUAAACAUGUUGCAGUUCUUAUAAUGGAGCAAUAUCUAAAAGAUUACUAUAAUCUCGAAGAAUUACUUGACCUGAUUGAUUCCGAUUCCAAAAAGGCAACUCUUUGGACUAAAUUUGUCACAACUAUCAAGGCAUCCGAGAAAAAACCCGUGAAAAAGAAAGGUACAUUUGGUGUACCUUUAGACACACUUGUUGAAAGAUACGGCGUAGAUUCGGUUCUUGGUGCAGGCCCUGGUCGAAUAAAAAUACCAUCUUUUGUUGAUGAAAGCAUAGCUGCCAUGAAAACCAUGGAUAUGUCUGUUGAGGGUAUUUUCCGUAAAAAUGGUAACAUUAGACGAUUAAAAGAGCUUGUCGACACGAUUGAUAAAAAUCCCUCGUCUGUGAACUUGACUGAAGAUAAUCCUGUACAAGUCGCUGCUUUAAUGAAAAAAUUUCUUCGUGAUCUUCCUGAUCCAUUACUCACUUUUAAGCUUCAUAAACUUUUUAUUACCUCUCAAAAACUUCUUGAAUUCGAGGCACGUAAAAAAGUACUUCAUCUUACUUGUUGUCUCAUGCCAAAAGAGAAUCGUGACACCAUGGAAGUAUUAUUUAUAUUCUUUAAAUGGGUAGCAUCGUUUUCACAUGUAGAUGAAGAAACUGGCAGUAAAAUGGAUUUACGUAAUCUUGCAACUGUAAUUACUCCGAAUAUUUUAUAUUCUAAAUCAAAAGAUCCAACAAAAGAUGAUUCAUUUUUGGCUAUAGAAGCUGUUUAUAGUCUUUUACGAUAUCAAGAUGAAUUUUGGACGGUCCCGGAGGAUUUGUGUGCUAUUCUUCAAGAUCAAGAUCUACUUAAUAAUUUAGAGGCGUUGACAACUAAAGACAUUCUAAAAAAAUGUGAGAAACUUGUUAAAUUGAAAAGGUCUCAUUCAUCUGACAAUUUGCAUCAUGUUGAUAGUGGCAAUGAGCCUUCGGCUAGUGUGGCAGAAGGAGGAUACAUAGCGGCUGCAACUCAUGACAAUUUCAAUACUUCUAACCAGUCAAAUAUGAUUCGAGAUGGAAAUAGUGAAGGCAGUAAUGAAAGUAGCAUAUAUCCUUCAUCAACGAGUUCUUUAGUUAUAGUUAACAAUGAAAGUUCUAUUCCAGUUGAACAAGAAGCUUCUUGA
Molecule: messenger RNA, 3060 nt
Organism: Ambispora leptoticha
Lineage: Eukaryota; Fungi; Glomeromycota; Glomeromycetes; Archaeosporales; Ambisporaceae
Source: the annotation of a GenBank genome assembly